AUGUACUGUCAGGUGAUGCCAUUUUGGGUACUACUCUAUGAAUUGCUGUACUUCCUACAAUAUGGACAAUUCCAAGAUGUAAAAUAUGUAGAAAACCAGACUAAGAAAGACAUAAUAGUUAUCGUGAAGCACUGGAUGUAUAGUCAUGGAUACAGGUCCAGUCAAUUCUUCAGUCUUACUAUGCAUAUGCUUAAUGGAAGCCGUGAACUUUUACUUGCAUUUGGAUGGUUAGUUGGCAAAUACCACAUCAUAGAUAAAUUGACAUCUCAUUGUUGUUCAACACUUGUAACUGAUAACUGUGAACUAGGCGGAUCAUGUAUGGACAGUAUUCCGGAUAGAUAUACUAGAGCUGAUAAGGGAAAUUAUCAAUGGUUUGCCCACUACUUGCCAUGGUUGAGUGGUAGACUGCAGCUAUCUAUGAGAGGAUUGUACUCUGCUGAAAUGGAGAAGUGUAGUAUGUCACACCAUGUACAUGAUUUUACGCAAGGACUGUCAUUGUCUAAUUACUCUACUCAUUUAUCUACGUCUGAGACCCAGCUCUUAAGACACCCAAAACUGCUUGACAAGUGCUGUGUAUCACUUGAAACCCAGAAUACUACUAUGCAUGCCUUGCUGAAAUGGAAAGAAAAUGAAUCGAUUUUCUGGCAGUGGAUGGAAAGUGUACUUGAUGCCAAGAAUCAAAACAGUGAUGAUGAAACUGAACCUUUUAGUGUUCCAAUGAAUGUUACCAGGCCAACAAAAAUAGCAUGUCCACUGAUGAAUUUACAUGCAGAUCUCGGAGUACUUCUUACAAAAGUUGGUGGGAAUAUUACUGAUGUUGAUAAUUGGUGCAAAAAAAAGAUUAAAAGUGUGACUAAGAAACAACGAGUUGAUUACAUAUUGAAAGAAAUUGAACAGGAAGUAAUUGACACACUCUGUCAUACAAGCAAAGAUGCAUGCAGAUUUAAAUACACAUUGAAACCACCUCCUGUCUAUGUAUACAAGAAAACACAAAAUAAACAGUUGUGUCAUGAUGAUACAUCUGUUAAGGACAUUAACAUUGCAAUACAUGAAUUGUCUGAACUCCAAAAUAAGCUACAAAGUGAAUUAGAAAAGUUGAGAUAUAAACACAAAGAUGAUAUGAGUGUUAUAUGUGAUGAUAAGCUUUGUGGUGUUGUUUGUAUUCCCCCAUCACUGGGACAAAACACCUAG
Messenger RNA from Saccoglossus kowalevskii, 1191 nucleotides. RefSeq names its product tubulin epsilon and delta complex protein 1-like. NCBI's taxonomy places the organism in Eukaryota, Metazoa, Hemichordata, Enteropneusta, Harrimaniidae. The record is from RefSeq and is a predicted model, not a curated record.